AACUAGAAAGAAUAAACCGUGUGUCUUUCAACCCGGAUACUGGCGGAAUUGUCCUCAGUGGGAUAGAGCACACAAACAAAACAAAAAAUUGUAGUUUGACAGCAUGGCGACCACGGCAUUGGAUUCCGAAAUCAUGAAAAGCGAUAAAUAUUCUAUUUUAUUGCCUACUUAUAAUGAAAGGGAGAAUUUGCCGAUAAUUAUAUGGCUAAUUGCCAAAUAUUUAGAUCCGACUGAAUACGAUUAUGAAGUGAUCAUUAUAGACGAUGGAAGCCCCGACGGCACGCUAGACGUAGCAAAACAGCUUCAAAAGUUAUAUGGAUCCAAUAAGAUUGUACUUCGCCCUAGGGAGAAAAAGCUCGGUUUAGGCACUGCUUACAUUCACGGAAUGAAACAUGCGACAGGCAACUUUAUAAUUAUAAUGGAUGCAGAUUUGAGUCACCAUCCAAAAUUCAUCCCCAAAUUCAUAGAGCAUCAACGACAACAUGAUUAUGAUCUAGUUUCUGGAACACGGUAUCAACGCGAUGGUGGAGUAUAUGGCUGGGAUUUUAAGAGAAAGCUCGUGUCCAGAACUGCUAAUUUCAUCACACAGAUGUUGUUGAGACCUGGUGCUUCUGAUUUGACAGGGUCGUUCAGGUUAUACAAGAAGGAUAUAUUACAAAAACUUGUUGACAGCUGUGUGUCCAAAGGAUAUGUCUUCCAGAUGGAAAUGAUUAUUAGAGCCAGGCAACUUGACUACACCAUAGGCGAAGUGCCAAUAACAUUUGUGGAUCGAGUGUAUGGGGAGUCAAAACUCGGCGGUUCAGAAAUAUUCCAAUUCGCUAAAGCAUUAUUGUACUUAUUUGCUACUACAUAAAUUCUUUGAGGGUAUUUUUGUAUCUUAACAUUCCUUGUUAUAAUAAUAUAUUAUAUGUUUUAAGCAACAAUGAAUUUAAGGUUAAUUUCAACUUAAGCCUGACCAUAUAUUGUAAGUUGAAACUAAUACUGUUACUAAUCGAAAAACUUAACUUUCGGGAAAAAACUGUAAUAUUUCUUAGUGUUCGAUCUUUGUUAUUAAUAAUUAUAACAAACUAGUGGACAUAUUUCACUUAAAAAUAAUUGAUUUU
This is a messenger RNA of Hyposmocoma kahamanoa, 1103 nucleotides long. RefSeq names its product probable dolichol-phosphate mannosyltransferase (gene Dpm1). The record is from RefSeq and is a predicted model, not a curated record. Gene Ontology annotation, biological process: GPI anchor biosynthetic process; protein O-linked glycosylation via mannose. The transcript is spliced from 5 exons. The coding region runs from base 104 to 853 and encodes 249 amino acids. Gene Ontology annotation, cellular component: endoplasmic reticulum membrane. Gene Ontology annotation, molecular function: dolichyl-phosphate beta-D-mannosyltransferase activity. Lineage: Eukaryota; Metazoa; Arthropoda; Insecta; Lepidoptera; Cosmopterigidae.